GAAUAUCUGUGAAAAUCUUUGUACUCUAUGUCAAAACCCUACGAAGAUUAAAAAAAUAUACUUAAAUGCCAAAAGUCACAGGUCGGACGUAAAUAAAAAUAAAAUUGUGGGUACACAGAUAUUCAGGGAUUGAAAUCAAUAAUUAAAGGAGGUUCUGUCUGCAGAGUCAACAAGGAAUCUUCGUAUCAGACAUCUAAUUGUCAUAUGGAAGUCAUGCCUGAACAUCAAGAUCCAAAUGAAACAAUGAAGAAUGCAUUGGGGAUUGCCACCGCCGGUGACGGCAAGUUACCCUAUAGGCCAUUUAUAGACUGCAUGAAAGAAAUACGAAAAGAAUGGGGCACUCAGGGAACAAUGGACAAAAUCAUGAAGCAUCUGAUGUCCGACCCAGCUCCAGUGACAGUCAAGACGCUUACUGAUGCAGGUCCAGUCAUUCCCGGCUAUGAAGUCGUGGUUGCAGCUAUUUGCUUCUCAUCGUUAGCCAAAUUAAAGGAGCAGGGCUUCAUCAGCUUCGUGAAGGACCCUCGCACGCUUGAGAUAACAGAUGUGAUGCUCAGCAUAGAAAGAUUUGGCACCGAUCACAAACCACAUGAACUAAGCGAAUAUGAUUUGUUUAAGUAGAUUUAGGAAUUGACGCUUUGAUUUGCUACAGCUAGGACUGCCACCUUUUUUUUGAACAUGGUUUUUUUUUCUCAAAAUGCAGAAAAUUCCUCUAUGCAUGAUGUUUUUUGCUGGCACGAAAGUGUUUCGUAUUCCAUUAUUUUUCUAUAAUUAGAUAUGUAUAAAGAGGAUAAAUUGCCAAACAAAAUAGUAAAGGAGAGGAUAUUUAUACUAUUACUAUAUCUAUUAUAUAUUAUACGUAGGGUAGGUACGGACGGGUGGCAAUCCUAGCUACGGCAAGCCCGAAAUGCAGCUAAAUUUAGUUGUAUCCUUUAUGAUAAAUAGGAUACAUCUACCUCUAGUCGCAUGAGUGCGGCUGCACGUAGCUUUAGCCGGCUAGACCUACGUGUAGCCACUCUUCGGCCUUUAGCCACAUAAGGAUAAGGGAAGGUUCAUAUCUGACGGAACUUCGCGUCGCGUUAAAACACACAAAUAUGCGAUAAAGCAUUCGAUCAGUGGCGGAUUUACAAACUUGCCGCUAGUAGGCCAUUCAAUUUUUGCCGCCUCUAAUGAUUGUGAACUUAAUGAUAUUUUUGUCAGUUACUAGAUUAUUUUUGCAAGCCUCUAUGUACCGAAGAGUUUAAUGUUAACAAGUUUAUAUGACAGUGACUUUGAAGCGUAAAAACCUCCGUAACUUUUAAACGGCUCAAUCGAUUUUCAUCAAACACUAAAAAAAAACUAAAUUGAAAUUGGUUCAUUCGUUCGGGUGCUAUGACGCAGUGGCGACGUAGCAUCGGGUGGCACCCGGGGCGGACUACCUAUUGUGCAGCCCCCCC
Messenger RNA from Helicoverpa armigera (cotton bollworm), 1433 nucleotides. RefSeq lists its product as uncharacterized. The record is from RefSeq and is a predicted model, not a curated record. Bases 205 to 618 code for a protein of 137 amino acids. Lineage: Eukaryota; Metazoa; Arthropoda; Insecta; Lepidoptera; Noctuidae. The transcript is spliced from 5 exons.